Messenger RNA from Osmia bicornis bicornis, 1632 nucleotides. RefSeq lists its product as uncharacterized. The transcript has 3 exons. The record is from RefSeq and is a predicted model, not a curated record. The coding region runs from base 58 to 1632 and encodes 524 amino acids. NCBI's taxonomy places the organism in Eukaryota, Metazoa, Arthropoda, Insecta, Hymenoptera, Megachilidae.
CCAUCCCCAUAGUAGGAUCGGCGAAGUGAUCUAGUGGGACCAGACGCGAUCAGCGACAUGAAGAUCGCGCGUGUGGUCACGGUUUGUGCUGCGUUGAUAUCAACCUCGCUCGGCGCGGAAACUGAACGUUCCAAGAGACGAGCACAGCCGAAGAGCCAGUUGCCUCAACCGAGGAUAGAAAGUGUCAGCACGACGCCGGUAACAUUCACCACCCUUCGGCCGGAAAUAAGGCCCUUCGGCUCGCAAAUCGACCCCAGUGUCUACCCGGUUGGUUCUAGGAGAAGGGCACCAAGGAUUCGUACUCCUCGGUUCGCCUUUAUUAGAUCCAGGAAUAAUCGUCAUCGAAGACAGCUUCAUCGACGCGGGAGAAAGAGUCGUUUGGGAAGAUCUUUCGACGUGACCGACUCCAAGAAGCUAGAGCUGGUGCAUGGUCCACCCGAUGAGAUCCACCUCGAACCCAUCUAUCGCGUAAUCAAGAACAAAAAUAUCUUCGACUCGAUCAUUGAUUUGAUACGACGAUUGAUUGGAUCGAAGAAGCCUUUGGGUCCUCUAGUGGGUCCUUUCCACUUCCCCGGUGUGGGUGACAAGGUUUACGUGAGACUCCUGGAACCAGUGCUCCCUAACCACCUGGUGAUCCGUUUGGUGUCCCAUUUGCCAGCCACGGAGAUCGAGGCCGCUAUGGAGAAACAUAUCUCUCCGCCUAUUCAUAUACCAAAACUUUCUCAGAUCCCAUCGAUCAGCCACGAGUCCUUCGUUGUGGCCCCCAAUGAGUUGAUCGAUUCUUUCAGCAAACACAGUGUAGCUGCAUCGGACAGUUUGUUGUCCUCCAGCAACCACCUGGUGCAGACAUCUAAAGCUGCAAAGAAAUCGGGUGAAAAGAUGCUUGGAAAUAGUUGGCACAAUGGGGUGCACAUAUCCGAGACUUAUACUAAGAACGAUCAUAGGAAUUCGACGAAUCCUCGACCUCUAUGGUCACCCGAAAUCAGUCAAGACGAUUGGAAAUUUAUAGAUCCGAUCAAUGAGAGCAGGUAUCAGGAUUCUUUCAACCAGGUGUACGAGUCGAGUAAAGAGCCUGAAGUGUUGAAGUUCAGUAUCGAGGACUUCCACGAUCCAUUGAACGUUACGGACUAUCAACCUUCGGUUAAUUCGUUUAUCCCUGUCAGGGAUUAUGCUUUGGAUAAUGAAUUUAAGAAUGCUGAAGCUUCUCCUAAAUACAGCCUCGAUUUUGUGAGCAAGAAGAUGAAGUACCUGAACCUGGACGGAAGUGUCGACUCUUCUGAAGAGAAGAACGAUGGAAGUUUGAAAUCGGUUGGAAAUGGUCCCAUUUUCUCGAAGGUUGAUCGCGAAUGGGGAUUGGUCAGAAGAAUGCGUGUAAGGAGAAAGGAAAUUAAGACGUCGUCGAACAGCGAAAAAGGGGUGCAAGAAAGAAGCAGCACUGAAGCGUUUCCGGAAGUAGACAGGAAAUCGGAUGGUGAUAGAUCGAAUUAUUCUAUGAAUAAGCUUAGAAAUAAUACUGUGACAGGGUUGAAAGAAGAUGGAAAUUUUGGCCAGCGUUAUAAAAAUGACUCAACUUCUAUAAACCCCACGAAAUCAGAAUCGAUUAAAAAUUCCACCGAAUCUAGAGGAAUAUAA